AUGUUUGGCAGGGAUGUAGAGAAGGCGCCAACUCGGAGGCAGCCGUCACCAUGCCCUUCUGAAGGCAAUACCGAGGACCCUCAGAACCUCCAUCACACGAUUUCAAACACAAACGCCCCUCCUCCAGUCUUUGAUCCUGAAAACUUCGACCCACCAGAUGGAGGCUUCACAGCCUGGUCCCAAGUUCUUGCUGGUGUCUUCAUCAAUUGCUUGGCAUGGGGCUACCCCGCCUCAUUUGGUGUAUAUCAGCUUCAUUAUGAAGAAUCGCUUGGAUUGCCUUCGUCUCAAAUCUCGUGGAUCGGUUCCUGCCAGACUUUCCUGACGUUCGCGUUCUGUGGUCCAGCCGGCCGUCUUGCCGAUGCUGGAUAUACCAGAGAGACUGUCGCCUUCGGAAGCUUCUUGGCUAUCUUGGGAACGUUCAUGACCAGUCUGUGUAAAGAGUAUUGGCAAAUCUUCUUGUCCCAGGGCGUCUGCACAGGUAUCGGCUUAGCCUUGCUAUUCAUGCCUGCUGUGACUGUUGUUGGUUCGUAUUUCAAAGCCAAGAAGGCAUUUGCUUUGGCGCUGGCUGCUACGGGCACUGGGCUGGGUUCCAUCAUUUUCCCUGCCACUCUCCAAUAUCUCAUUCCACAAAUCGGUUUCCCAUGGGCCGUCCGCUGUGCUGGCUUUGUCGCUCUCGUCUUGAUAGUUGCCGCAAAUCUCAUACUAAAGCCGUACCUCGCCCCCAGAAAAUCAGGGCCCUUGAUAGAAUGGGAAGCCUUCAGGGAACUCCCCUAUUUAUUGUUCGUGCUUGGCGCGUUUCUGAACUUUUAUGCAUUAUACUUUGGCUUCUUUUAUAUCAAUGUUUAUGCUCGCAACGUAAUUGGGUUUACAGCAGUUGAGGCUGUCAGCUUGCUACUGAUUGUGAACGCAAUGAGUAUUCCUGCACGGCCUAUAAUGGGAUACCUGGCAGACAAUGUUCUGGGACCGAUAAACGCGUUCCUUAUUGGCAUGACUGCACUCAGCGUCAUGGUGUACUGCUGGAUUGGCGUCAAGUCCGUCGCUGGCAUGUACGCUUUCUGCGUCUUCUUUGGAUUCGUGAACGGCGCGUGUCGGGGAACAUUUGUUGGUGCUAAUGCGAGCUUGACUAAAGGCAAUAAAGAUCCCCGUAAGAUGGGUACUCGCUUCGGCAUGGUACAGACUAUUUCUGCAUUUGCCAGUUUGGCCGGACCACCGACUGCUGGUGCCAUUCUGGAUAGAUCGAAUGGCAACUUUGUAUAUGCACAGAUUUGGGGUGGUACUGUGUUUUUGUUUGGUGCUCUCAUGAUUGCUUCAUCCAGAGUUGCGUCAACCGGAUUUGUUCUGAUGAAAAAGAAAUAA
Messenger RNA from Fusarium fujikuroi IMI 58289, 1356 nucleotides. Its product is annotated as related to monocarboxylate transporter 4. Gene Ontology annotation, biological process: transmembrane transport. Lineage: Eukaryota; Fungi; Ascomycota; Sordariomycetes; Hypocreales; Nectriaceae. The transcript has 3 exons. The record is from RefSeq and is a predicted model, not a curated record. Gene Ontology annotation, cellular component: fungal-type vacuole membrane. The coding region runs from base 1 to 1356 and encodes 451 amino acids. Gene Ontology annotation, molecular function: transmembrane transporter activity.